Anthostomella pinea is the source of this 951-nucleotide messenger RNA. NCBI's taxonomy places the organism in Eukaryota, Fungi, Ascomycota, Sordariomycetes, Xylariales, Xylariaceae. The record is from the annotation of a GenBank genome assembly.
AUGAUCAAACGCUAUUCCAAUGCACUUCUGGGAGCGGGCAACGAAAUCCCGGGUGAGAGAUUCAGGGAGAAGAGGCAGAAACAGUACGAACACCUGCUCUUCCCUGCCCUCAUAAUCGGCAAUGACAACGUAGAUACGUUUCGUCGCGUGACGAAAUGGCUGGCAUACAACGGAACAGGCCACCUCAUGGAGCGCAAUGCUCUCGUUGCAAGAGAAGGAGAGGCGCCCAGUUAUGUCAAUCGCAUGCGCAUGCCCAAAGCCGUUAUCCGCCAAGUGCGUGUAGCACGAAGCUUCCUUCGAAAUCGACUAUGUGACGAGAUCUACAAGCAUCUCUCCGAUUUCACCAAGUCCAUGUGCCCCUGCCGCAUCAGUGGACAAUGGAAUUUCAUUCAGGCACUUGAGGCCACCGGAAUAUAUCCAUUCGAGAACGUUGAAGCCUAUUCACUGGCUUGGAUGCUGGAAAAGCUGAAGACAUUCGAGUACUUUGCACCGGAAGGAGCAAAGGAUUGCGUAUGCGGUCCCUGGGUUUCCGGUGCCACCAAACACCUGGCCGGAGAGAUUGCAGGCUUGUUUCAGGGGCUGUGCCUUGACUGUAUGUGGCACUCCAGUCAAACAGAGCUACACCCGGACUACAUCUCAAGAUAUCUGCGUUACCAAGGUGGAGACGUGAUGUCAAGACAUCUGGCUGCGAAAGGGAGGAACUCAUGUCAAGACAUCUGGGCCACGAGAGUAGACGGCACGUCGGCGACAAGUCUAGUCGUUGCGAGGGGCAUGGCUACUGGAGCUGGCGUCAUUCGUGGAUUCACGAGGAGCAUACGUGGGAGGAUAUUUUUCGACGUCACCAAAAGGUUGACUCUCACCACCACACGUUCUUCAGCGAUUACCGAUGCUCGAGAAUGUACUGAAAGCGGUCAAUGGUGGUUAGCCGGACACACCAACACCCCUACAUAG